Messenger RNA from Ostrinia nubilalis (European corn borer), 1410 nucleotides. RefSeq names its product phenoloxidase-activating enzyme-like. The record is from RefSeq and is a predicted model, not a curated record. Bases 102 to 1340 code for a protein of 412 amino acids. Gene Ontology annotation, biological process: proteolysis. The transcript is spliced from 8 exons. Gene Ontology annotation, molecular function: serine-type endopeptidase activity. NCBI's taxonomy places the organism in Eukaryota, Metazoa, Arthropoda, Insecta, Lepidoptera, Crambidae.
CCAAAUCAUUUAUGGUAUAAGUAAUGAGAAUGACUCUAACAUUCACGUAAUGUGCCAGUGUGACUGUGAUCGUCGAAUUACACUAGGAUAGUCCUGUCAAAAUGCUUCUCCAACUCGCGUGUGUCUUUGCAUUUGUGGCUCUUUACGUUCACGGGCAAGAGCUCUGCACGAGGCCCGAUGGAGGACAUGGAACGUGCAUCAAAUACGUACAAUGCCCAGACAUUAUGGAAAGACUACGAGGCCGGCACAAGGCUGGUCUCAAUCUGGCACAAUACACUUGCGGCUUUGAAGGGCUGCUGCCAAAGGUCUGCUGCGACAGUUGUUAUACACCAGAAGGGAACAAGGGGAAGUGCGUACAUGUGAAGCAGUGUCCACAUUUGAAUAAUUAUAGAUAUAGUAAUAUAUCCAGUGAAAAAUUCUAUGUGAGGAAUUCCAGAUGUUUCACUGGCCGUUUCGACGUGUGCUGCGGCCCUCUCCCGCAGUUCAACACCGAGCCCUGGGACAACUGCCAGAGUCAAAUGACAGCGUUCCCUCCAGAUCCCGCUAGUGGAUGUUGUGGUUAUGACGCCAACAGUGGUGACAAGAUUUUUGGGGGUGAAGACACCGCUAUAGAUGAAUACCCAUGGACAGUACUUCUAGAAUACAACGACGCUAAUAAAAUUAAGACGUAUUGUGGCGGAACCCUGAUCAGUAACAGAUACGUUUUGACGGCGGCCCAUUGUAUCACCGAUGAAACAAAGCUGCCCAUAAACGUCCGCCUAGGCGAGUACGACACCCGGUACGACAUAGAUUGUGUGAACGCCGACUGCGCCCAGCCUCUGCAAGUGAUCCCCAUAGAAAGCAUCCUCGUGCACCCUUCGUACAGCUCCUUCACUAGAAAAAACGACAUUGCUCUUAUAAGAUUAGCCAGACCUGCCAUCUAUAACGAGUUCGUCCGUCCAAUUUGCUUGACGAAUUCCGACGUUUUGCGAAGCGUGAAUGAAGGAGUUAAACUCAUCACUGCAGGAUGGGGCAGGUGGAAUCGGACAAACAAUAGUCCCAUCAAACAAAAAGUUACAUUGCCGCUCGUCAGCAUUGAGGACUGCCAAAAUGCCGUGAACCACACGCUUAACCCGCCUCGUCUCUGGAAGCAUCAGAUUUGCGCCGGUGGAGAACCUGGAAAGGACGCGUGCAAGGGAGACUCAGGGGGCCCGCUGAUGUUGACAUCUGAUGGUCUGCUACACGUGCUGGUCGGGUUAGUGAGCUUCGGGCCCAAGAACUGCGGGAAAGCGGGCGUGCCCGGGGUGUACACAAACAUACACUCAUACACAAGGUGGAUAAGGAGGAAUAUAUACCCGUAAUGUUCUAAUCUAAUUUGACCUGUAUUCUUCGUGAAUAUGUAAUGGAAUGGAGGUAAAUAAAAAAUUAGCA